CCCCAGCACCGCCACCCUGCGCACUGUCCUGAGUGACAGCUAGCAGCCUCCGCCCAGGCGAGAGCCGCUACAACCAGGUUGACUUCUUCCAGCGCCUACCCGCUACCGGGGAGCCGCCGGAAUGACCGACAGUAUCCCCCUUCAACCGGUGCGGCGACAGAAGAGACACGACAGUAAAAACAGGAAUGGAUGCUGCCCAUGGUCAAGUUGCUGUGGCAUGGGGGACUUCCGUCCCCGCACCGUGUGGCUUGGCCACCCAGAGAAGAGGGAGCAGCGGUACCCGAAGAAUGUCAUUAACAACCAGAAGUACAACUUCUUCACCUUCCUUCCUGGGGUGCUGUUUAAUCAGUUUAAGUACUUCUUUAACUUGUACUUUUUGCUACUGGCCUGCUCUCAAUUUGUUGAGGAGUUACGCCUAGGUGCCCUCCACACCUACUGGGUCCCUUUGGGUUUUGUUUUGUUUAUCACCAUCACAAGGGAGGCAAUUGAAGAGAUAAGGUGCUACCUUCGAGACAAAGAAGUAAACUCUCAAGUUUACAGCAAGCUUUCUAAAAGAGGCACAGUGAAGGUUAAAAGCAGCGGCAUUCAAGUGGGUGACCUCAUAAUCGUGGAGAAGAACCAACGUGUCCCAGCUGACAUGAUCUUUCUGAGGACUUCUGAGAGAAAUGGAUCCUGCUUCCUGCGAACUGACCAGCUGGACGGAGAGACAGACUGGAAAUUGCGCCUCCCGGUGGCCUGCACACAGAGGCUGCCAACUGCCGCAGACCUUCUUCAGAUCAGAUCAUAUGUGUAUGCAGAAGAACCAAACAUUGAUAUUCAUAACUUUAUUGGAACUUUCACCAGGGAAGAUGGAGACCCCCCAGUUAACGAAAGCCUCAGCAUCGAGAACACCCUGUGGGCCAGCACAGUUGUUGCUUCUGGCACGGUGGUGGGGGUUGUGAUUUACACAGGCAAGGAGCUGCGGAGCGUCAUGAACACCUCCAACCCGCGACACAAGGUGGGUUUGUUUGACCUGGAGGUGAACUGUUUGACCAAGAUCUUGUUUGGAGCGCUGGUUGUUGUGUCACUAGUCAUGGUGGCCCUUCAGCACUUCGCUGGCCGUUGGUACCUCCAGAUCUUCCGUUUCUUACUCCUCUUCUCCCACAUUGUGCCCAUCAGUUUGCGUGUUAAUCUGGACAUGGGAAAGAUGGUUUUCAGCUGGAUGAUCAAGAAAGACUCCAAGAUCCCAGGGACGGUGGUGAGGGCCAGCACCAUACCGGAGCAGCUCGGACGCAUCUCCUACCUGCUCACUGACAAAACAGGCACCCUUACCCAAAAUGAAAUGGUGUUCAGGCGUCUCCAUCUUGGAACUGUGGCUUAUGGGAUGGACUCAAUGGAUGAAGUACAAAGCCAUGUGUUCAGCGCAUACACACAGCCGACCCAUGACCUUCCGGCCUCCAGAGCUCCGGCAGCCACCAAGGUCCGAAAGACCAUCAGCAGCAGAGUUCACGAGGCUGUGAAAGCCAUCGCUCUGGUGCACAACGUGACGCCCGUGUACGAGGCUAACGGUGUGACGGACCAGGCUGAGGCAGAGCAGCACUAUGAAGACACAUGCAGGGUGUACCAGGCGUCCAGCCCAGACGAGGUGUCGCUGGUGCAGUGGACAGAGAGUGUUGGGCUGACUCUGGUGGGAAGAGACCAAGCCUCCAUGCAACUACGGACCCCUACUGGUCAAAUUCUGAACUUCACUAUCCUCCAGAUAUUUCCCUUCACCUACGAGAGCAAAAGAAUGGGGAUUAUUGUGCGAGAUGAAUUGACAGGAGAGAUAACUUUCUACAUGAAGGGUGCUGAUGUGGUGAUGGCAGGCAUCGUGCAGUACAACGACUGGCUGGAAGAGGAGUGUGGAAACAUGGCGAGGGAAGGCCUGAGGGUCCUUGUGGUCUCCAAGAAGUCGCUGACGGAGGAACAGUAUCAGGAUUUUGAGGCGCGGUACAUCCAGGCCAAACUCAGUGUUCAUGACCGCUCCCUGAAAGUAGCCACGGUGAUCGAGAGCCUGGAGAUGGAGAUGGAGUUGUUGUGUCUGACUGGGGUGGAGGACCAGCUCCAGACUGACGUCAGACCCACCCUGGAGAUCCUCCGCAACGCAGGCAUCAGGGUUUGGAUGCUGACAGGAGACAAGCUGGAAACUGCCACAUGCACCGCUAAGAACGCCCACUUGAUCACCCGUAACCAGGACAUCCACAUCUUCAGACAAGUGACGACAAGAGGGGAAGCCCACCUGGAGCUCAACGCUUUCAGGAGAAAACAUGACUGCGCUCUGGUGAUAUCGGGGGACUCGCUUGAAGUUUGUCUGAAAUAUUAUGAGUAUGAGUUCAUGGAGCUUGCGUGUCAGUGUCCCGCUGUGGUUUGCUGCCGAUGCACUCCUACUCAGAAGGCGCAGAUAGUCCGGCUGCUGCAGGAGCGAACAGGCAAACUCACCUGCGCAGUGGGGGACGGAGGAAACGAUGUCAGCAUGAUCCAGGAAGCCGACUGUGGCGUGGGAGUGGAGGGAAAAGAAGGAAAGCAAGCGUCUCUGGCCGCCGACUUCUCUGUAACUCAGUUCAAACAUUUGGGUCGACUCCUCAUGGUCCACGGUCGGAACAGCUACAAGCGAUCCGCUGCCCUCAGCCAGUUUGUCAUCCACAGAAGCUUGUGCAUCAGCACCAUGCAGGCUGUUUUCUCCUCUGUUUUCUACUUUGCUUCAGUUCCACUCUACCAGGGAUUUCUGAUUAUUGGUUACUCCACCAUUUACACCAUGUUCCCCGUCUUUUCCCUGGUGUUGGAUAAGGAUGUUAAGUCGGAGGUUGCCAUGCUUUACCCAGAGUUGUAUAAAGAUCUAUUGAAGGGUCGACCGCUGUCUUUCAAGACUUUUCUAAUUUGGGUCCUUAUAAGUAUAUAUCAAGGGAGCAUCAUCAUGUACGGAGCCAUGCUGCUCUUCGAGUCCGAGUUUGUCCACAUUGUCGCCAUUUCCUUCACCUCCCUGAUUCUGACCGAGCUGCUGAUGGUGGCCCUGACCGUUCAGACGUGGCACUGGCUCAUGAUAGUCGGCGAGCUCCUGAGUUUGGCGUGCUAUAUUGCUUCACUCGUGUUCCUGCACGAAUUCAUAGACGUGUACUUCAUCACCACGGUGUCGUUCCUGUGGAAGGUGACCGCCAUCACGCUGGUCAGCUGCCUGCCUCUCUACAUCCUCAAGUACCUGCGCAGACGCUUCUCUCCACCCAGUUACUCCAAGUUGACCACCUAAAAAAUGAAGAAAUAGAACUAACUCGCCGGCCACGUUUCCUGAAAAAAGGAAUCCCACAUCUUCACUUCUACCAGGGAUCCAAAGACACAUUUAUUUCUUUUUAAGUUCUGAAAAGCUCACUGAUGGGACAGAUAGUUUACUGAGAGGGAUAAAGCAGUGUUAAUUCCUCUGUGUGUUCGAUGCAUGGCUGAUUGAUGGGGUUCUCUGUGUGGUAAGCUCCUGUGGUAAGAUGAAAUUGACCUGAUUCAACCUGUUUUAUGAAACAUAUUUCAUAGUUAUUAUCAGUGAUCAACUUUGCAUUUAAAAUGCCCUCGGGACAAAAAUAGAAACAUCCACACGCCACGAGACAAAUGAAAGCUAAACAGAACCCAUUCUGUUUAUAAUGUGACCAGGAAAGGAGCAAGAAAAGUUGGCAUCUGACUGAAUUCCUGCCUAAGUAACACACCUACUUAUUUAGAAAAGUGAGAUUGACGUAGAUUUCUCUUAGGAGUUGAUUCACGUUCUCCUCAAACAGCAACUCGUAAUUCAAGGUUUAAAAGUCUAAAAGUGAAACGGUUUUACAACAUGGGCUUUGGUAAACUGAGACACGAUUAAACUUGUGUAUUCGCUGAUGCGUCACCCCCAAAGCUACAGCUCAGCACGACGGAGGUGGCAUUGCCUCCUUUUUUAGCACGACCUCUGGUGUCUGAUGUUAAAUCUGUCCCACCGUCUUUCUUUGGACCGUGACUUGUUGGUGUUUUUUGGAGAGUGGACUGAAAGCCGGUGAGCCUCUCCGCCGACGUGCAGCCUGGCGGAGAGCUACACACAACCUCUCAUGUGGCGGGCCGACUGCGGCCACGCACUCAACCCUGCAUGAUGACUCAAAGCCAUAGCUGAAAAUAUACUCCAGUGACGGAGUCGCUGUCCUUGGGGGUCCCACGCUGCAAAAACACAAAAUCUCACCAAUCUUUUUUUUUUUCUCUGGUUUCUAGUGCAAAUAUUUUAGAACACUUGAAAUAAACAAUGCUAACAGGCAAGUAACCUUCAGCAAGAUAUAUGAGCAUGUUUUAAGUGAACAAUCCCUUAAUAUUGAUGAAAAAAAUACUAGUUCCACUGGAAGAUUUCACUUAGAACAUAGUGUUAUAGGUGAAAUAAUCUUCCAGUGGAACUAGCAAUUAUUUCAUCAAUAUUAAGGAAUUAUUGACUUGACAGGAUCGUAUAUCUGACUGAAAAUCUACUUCUAAGUUAGUUUUGUCUUAUUUCAAGUGUCAAGGUUUUUACACUAGAAACGUCACAAAAAAAUGCUUUGUAGGAUUUGGUUUUCGCAGUUCAUCUACUUUAACAUCUAUGAAUUAACAAAAAGGGAUCAACUAAAAAAAAUUACUAAUACUGCACUUUAACAGAAACUAAUGUGAAGCAGAGCAGCUCAGAUUUAUUUCACUCAUGUUGUGAUGAACUGUAAAUAUUUCCCACCUAUCAGUAACAUGGCCACACAUCGUUUGUCAUCUAUUUAUUUUUGUGUUUAAAAAAAAAAAGGGGAACUAAGCAUGAAAGUUUAUACAGACUGUGUCAUCUUGAGUCUUUUUUUUGCUAUGUGGGACUGGAUUUUUUAUUAUUUGUACUAAAACCUGUUUGCACAUUUUUAACUUCUCUGGAAUAUUUUUAUGUUUAAGUGUAGAGCAUUAAUGAUGCUAAAAAUGGUUUGCUUGUACAUGCAAAGCUUAUGUUUUAUUUAAUUUUGUUGAUUGCACUCAAGGGAACGGAACAAAAACAAAACAAAAAAAACUGAAAUGUGCUGAUGUCAAUAUUGUGAUCAUUAAUAAAUGUGGGGUUUUUUUCUUGC
This is a messenger RNA of Poeciliopsis prolifica (blackstripe livebearer), 5084 nucleotides long. RefSeq names its product probable phospholipid-transporting ATPase IIA. Lineage: Eukaryota; Metazoa; Chordata; Actinopteri; Cyprinodontiformes; Poeciliidae. Gene Ontology annotation, cellular component: plasma membrane; trans-Golgi network; endosome. The record is from RefSeq and is a predicted model, not a curated record. The transcript is spliced from 28 exons. Bases 122 to 3262 code for a protein of 1046 amino acids. Gene Ontology annotation, molecular function: ATP hydrolysis activity; magnesium ion binding; ATPase-coupled intramembrane lipid carrier activity. Gene Ontology annotation, biological process: retrograde vesicle-mediated transport, Golgi to endoplasmic reticulum; endocytosis; phospholipid translocation.